This is a messenger RNA of Purpureocillium lilacinum, 966 nucleotides long. RefSeq names its product ribosomal RNA assembly protein krr1. Gene Ontology annotation, molecular function: RNA binding. Gene Ontology annotation, cellular component: nucleolus; small-subunit processome. The record is from RefSeq and is a predicted model, not a curated record. NCBI's taxonomy places the organism in Eukaryota, Fungi, Ascomycota, Sordariomycetes, Hypocreales, Ophiocordycipitaceae.
AUGCCGUCGACGCACAAGAAGGAAAAGCCGUGGGAUACGGACGACAUCGACAAAUGGAAGAUUGAGCAGUUCACGGCCAAGGACAACCUGGGCGGCACGUUUGCCGAGGAGUCGUCCUUCGCGACGCUCUUCCCCAAGUACCGCGAGGUGUACCUCAAGGAGGCGUGGCCGCUCGUGACCAAGGCGCUGGAGAAGCAUGGCAUCGCGUGCACGCUCGAUCUCGUCGAGGGCUCCAUGACGGUCAAGACGACGCGCAAGACGUUCGACCCGGCCGCCAUCCUCAACGCCCGCGACCUCAUCAAGCUGCUCGCGCGCAGCGUGCCCGCGCCGCAGGCCGUCAAGAUCCUCGACGACGGCGUGGCGUGCGACGUCAUCAAGAUCCGCAACCUGGUCGGCAGCAAGGACCGGUUCGUCAAGCGGCGGCAGCGCAUCCUCGGCCCCAACGGCUCGACGCUCAAGGCGCUCGAGCUCCUGACGCAGACGUACAUCCUGGUGCACGGCAACACGGUGUCGGCCAUGGGGCCCUACAAGGGCCUCAAGGAGGUGCGCCGCGUCGUCGAGGACUGCAUGAACAACGUCCACCCCAUCUACCACAUCAAGGAGCUCAUGAUCAAGCGCGAGCUCGCCAAGGACCCAGAGCUGGCCAACGAGAGCUGGGACCGCUUCCUGCCCAACUUCCGGCGCAAGACGCUCAGCAAGCGUCGCGUGCCGCACAAGGUCACCGACAAGGCCAAGAAGGUGUACACGCCGUUCCCGCCGGCGCCCGAGAAGAGCAAGGUCGACAAGCAGAUCGAGAGCGGCGAGUACUUCCUCGGCAAGGAGGCCAAGGAGCGGGCGGCGCAGAACGAGCGCAAGGAGAAGCAGAAGGAGAGGAAGGAGGAGAAGCAGCGCGAGCGCGAGGCCGAGUUUGUGCCGCCCGAGGAGGGCGGUCGGCCGAAGAAGAAGCGGAAGAAGACGGCCGAGUAG